Molecule: messenger RNA, 4007 nt
Organism: Myiozetetes cayanensis
Lineage: Eukaryota; Metazoa; Chordata; Aves; Passeriformes; Tyrannidae
Product: glutamine-rich protein 2-like
Exons: 15
Coding region: 1391-3781 (796 amino acids)
Source: RefSeq, a predicted model, not a curated record
UCUCUUCUACCAUUAAAAUAUCUCAUUAAGAGCAGAGUGCUGAGAUUGCAAGAAAGUCCUCUAGCUACGGAUGAUCUGGAUUGGGAAUAUGCUAUUAAACACACACUAAGCAGGGGAUUGUUUAUCUAUUAGUUUUUUAUAUGGAUCAGUUCAGCUAAGCAGGGCUUGACAGUGCUGUUUUGCCAUCCACUCCACCAAGAGACCAAACCACAUACUGAAGGUACUGUUAAAAUGAAGGAUGCUCUUCUUGACACAAUAUUCCAAGUAUGUACCUUCCGUAUAUGUGGAAACACCCUGUAUGGGCAAUGUGUCCUCUUCCCAUAGCUGCCUGGUGUGGAAGCUUUGGAGAGCGGUGGACAGUCUCCCAUCAGACAAGUACCAUCAGGUCCACCUCCUGGUUGUGGGGGGACACCCAGACAUCUGGGCCCCCUCCUGGUUCUGGGAGGCCAUCUGGACAUCUAGGUCCCCUCAGGGUUGUGAAGGGUACCCCAAAAUCUGGAUCUCUUUGGGGAGCUGCCCAGACAGUUCUAUCCCCUCCUGGUUGCGGUUGGCACCCCAAACAUCUGGUUCCUUUAGGGUUUUGCAGUGCCACUUGCCCCCCAAUUCUAGGAGCCCAAAGAAGGAACAGCAGUCAGCAGACACCACUAGCUCUCUUGCUAACCUUGCAUCCAGCCACCUGGGUCUCCCCAGCACUGUGGUACUGUCCAGGGGUCCCCAGCUCAGGCCAUAUGUCUGUGUGUGUAUGUCCAUGCCUGAUACUAAAGCACCCUGAGUUCCAGGAGCAUGAUGUCUGCUCAGCCCCCAAUUCCUGACCCAUUGGUGACUUGCAGCACUCUGUGUGGCUGAAUCACUGCCCUCAACUGCGCUGUACAGGGGCAUCCCAAGGUGGGGCAAUACUUGAGGGGCCGGAAGAGGUUGGGGUACACCUAACACUGUCCCCUCCAGCCCAGGGUGGAAUGCAGAUGACCAUCAAGGGGACCAAGGGAAUUUUUGGGUCCCUAACCUCAUGUUCCCCCAGCCCAGGUGGGAUGGCUGAAGAACCAGGGAGCCAUCAGGUAAGAACCCUACAGCCAGGGGAUCCUGACCCACCAUGGCUGCAAGCCCAGGACUCGAUGAUCUGUAAAAAGUCCCCUCCGAUCAGAACUAUUCCAUGAUUCCAUAGCUCUGUUGCAACCGGCUGCCAGGGCCAGGUGUUACCUGGCAACAAGAGAGAGCACAAACACAGGCAGAUGCAUGCCUGCGGCUGGGGCUCAGAAAGGCAGAUGAGGAGGAGGCGGAGGAGGAAGGGGGCUGCUGGCUGCCCACACUCCUAACUUGCCGGGUUCCCUCCGAGCACAGUGUCUCCCAUUCCCCCAGGACUGGUGCUGUGAUUUCAGACAGGGCAGCAGCCAUGGCCUCAGUCAGCAUGUUGCAGCUGCUGGAUGAUGCCAUCGGGACCCCUGAGGUCAACGUCAACUUAGAGGCGCUCCGAAAAUUGCUGAAGCUCAUGUUGGAUCACCUGAGCCUGCUGGGCCUGCAAGACGUGCCCCCCUCAGCUGUGGAGGAGAUCCAGCCUGCCGGAUCAUACCCUGGCCUGCAGAAGGAGGGCAGGACCAAGGCCGGAGCCCAGGGCAUGCGGCAGCAGCCCCAGGAGCCAGGGGAGCAGCUGUCUGGGAAGGACCUGCUGCAGGGGACCAGGAGUGGCUCUCCAGUCACCUCCAUGGCCACUGACGUGGAGAAGACUGAAGCCAAAGAGAGUGGUAUCUCUGAUGUAGAGGCUCCUCCCAGCCCCCAGGGUGCUCCCCUCAAGAUACCCCCAUCCUCCUCUGAGGCCAUAGCUCUAUCCCAGGAUUCCCAUGAAGAUAUGGCUGGGAUAAAGACCACACAGUCCCACAUGGGAGAGGAAAUCCAGAGGAUCAAGGAGGCACUUGGCCAGGCCACAGAUCUCUGUGAGGAUCUCCGCAAAGAGGUCGAUGAAAUGAGAGCCACACAGUCCCACGUGGGAGAAGACAUCCAGAUGAUCCAGAAAGCUCUUGGCCAGCGGACCCUCCAGGAUCCUGCUGGCCAUCCACUGUCUCUCCAUGACCAGUCUGCCCCUACCAAGCCCCACAUUUCAGACAUGGAAACCCUGGGGUCAUGCCCUGAUACCCAGAGCACAACCCCAGGGAUACAGACAGGGACCCCCAGUGCUCAAAGUGGCACCACCGGGACACAGCCUGGAUCCCAAGCAGGCCACCCAGCAGUGGAGAGAAUCACCAGAGACCUGUCUGAGCUCCGGGGCCAGGUGACCUCCCUACAGGGCCUGGCCAGUGACCUGCAGGGCUUGGCCAGUGACCUGCAGGGUGAGAAGGAGAAGAUCAGGCAGCUGGAGGAUGCCCUUGGAAAGCUAUGUGUGGCUGAUGGCAAAGAUGAGACCUCCCAGCUGGGGUCUGCACUGCAGGAGGUUAAACAGGAGCAGAAGGAGCUAAGAGAUGAGCAGAAGGAGCUGAGAGAUGAGCAGAAGGAGCUGAGAGAGGAGCAGAAGAUUACCAAGGCUGCGCUGAAGGAGCUGGUCACAGCCAACCAGCUUAAGGAGAAGCUGGAUGAGCUGAGGGCGAUGGUGGGGAGCACAGGGCAGAAGCAGGCAGAGGCAGCAAGCCCUGACCACAGGUCAGACACUGAGGUGCUGAAGAAGCUCCUACACGACUAUGAGAUACUCCAGGAGCGAGUGGACUCCCUGGCACCACAGCAGGUGCAGAGGUCACUGCCACAGAAGAGCCAGCAGGAUGAGGAGCUGCUGAAGAGCAUCCAAGCCACAGUUGUGCGGGUGGAAGGGGACUGUGAGCAGCUUGGCUAUGUCACAGGGAGCCUCCGGGAUGACCAUCGCCAACAGCAGAAAGAUAUCGAGGCUCUGUUCCGGUCCCUGGAGAAUCUGGAGAAGAAAGCAGAUAAGGAGGACCUGCUGCUGCUGAAAGACGACAAAGCCGCUCUGGGCAGCAAAGUCAGUUGCACCCAAUUUGAGGCAAGCAUGGAGAGUCUGGAGGAGAGGAUGCGGGAGAUGCUGAAACGGGUGUUGGGCCAGGAGCAGCGCUGGCAGGAGGUCCACCAGCAGCUCCGUGAUGCACUGGACUCCAAGGUACAGGGUGCCUUGUCCCCACUGCACAGAACUGGCUCCUUUGGGAUUUUGAAGCUCAAGGCAGCAUCCCUCCAAGGAUCCCCAUCCUGGCUUUUCCCUGGGGACCACCAUGUUUCAUCCUGGGGCAGCUGUCUGAGGGUGUGCAUCUGCCCACAGCUGGAUCGCCUAGAGCUGGGACCUUUCCAGAAGCAGCUGGAGGAGAUCUGGGGGAGGAUGAUCAAGGAGCUCAAGGACGAGAUGUCAGUCUCUGCAGAUGACGCUGCAGGAAUUAAGCAGCAGCUGCUGGUCCCUUACAAGUGCCUAUCCUGUGACCGGGACCUCAACAUGCAGGUGCCUGGCCCGCACAUUGACACACUCCCGUUCUAUCCACCGCUGCCCAUCAGCCAUGCUGCAUACCCCACUACCAUCAUCACAGAGGAGCAAGCACAACAGCAUGGUUACAGGAAGCUGCCCAAUGGCAGGUCCCACCCCAAGCUGCAGAAUGGCAGGGGCCAGUACACGUCCAAUGCACAGCUGAAGGAUGUCCUGUGGCUCUCCAAAAAGCCUGGUGUGACCGAGCUGCUGGGUGCAGAUGACCGCACUGAUCACAGUCAGAAGCACAGGCCUAAGGUGGCAGUGAGGGCACAGGACAAGCUGGGCCCUACCACCUUACUAGAGCACCGCCCAGCCUCGGACCCCAGCCACUGACCCCUGGCACAAAUGGCAUUUGCUGCAAACCUAGUCCCCCCAGAUGAAGCACCUGGACAGCCAGCACCUGGGCUGGGACAGCUGCCCAAAGAAAAGGGAUUUCUUCUCAAGUUAAUAAAAAAAACAAAAAUUAACCUCUUGUUGUUUCAAAUUUUCUAAGAUUGAUUUCAAAACUACCCUCCCGCCCUCUGCCUCAGAGCUGCCACUGCAAAGCUGGCCAGGUACC